Molecule: messenger RNA, 652 nt
Organism: Asparagus officinalis (garden asparagus)
Lineage: Eukaryota; Viridiplantae; Streptophyta; Magnoliopsida; Asparagales; Asparagaceae
Product: histone H3.2-like
Exons: 1
Cellular component (GO): nucleosome
Molecular function (GO): structural constituent of chromatin; protein heterodimerization activity; DNA binding
Source: RefSeq, a predicted model, not a curated record
AUUUCUUCACCCCCUCAUCCCAAAAUUGAAAAACCCCUAAAUCCCCUCUCAAUUCAAAACCCUAAACCUCGCAAGUCCACCGGCGGCAAGGCCCCAAGGAAGCAGCUAGCCACCAAGGCCGCCCGCAAGUCCGCUCCGGCGACCGGCGGCGUCAAGAAGCCCCACCGGUUCCGCCCCGGCACCGUCGCUCUCAGGGAGAUCCGGAAGUACCAGAAGAGCACUGAGCUCUUGAUCCGCAAGCUCCCGUUCCAGCGUUUGGUCCGCGAGAUCGCCCAGGAUUUCAAGACCGAUCUCAGGUUCCAGAGCUCCGCCGUCGCCGCUCUUCAGGAGGCGGCCGAGGCUUACCUCGUCGGGCUGUUCGAGGACACCAAUCUUUGCGCGAUUCAUGCGAAGAGGGUGACGAUCAUGCCGAAGGACAUCCAGCUCGCGAGGAGGAUUCGUGGUGAGAGGGCUUGAUGGGCGUUGGGCUUGUGUUUAGGCGUUUUAUGUUUUGCGCUCUUAGGUUUAAAAUUUGGUAGGCUUGGUGUUAUCUGGUGUUGUCGUUGGUGAUUGUGUAAAAAUGCUGUGUUUGAAAUAUAUGAUGAAAUGCUAGCUUAAUUCUCAGUUUGUUUCCCAUUUUUAGUAAUGCCAGCUAAAUUUCCAGUGUUUGUCU